This is a messenger RNA of Bipolaris victoriae FI3, 837 nucleotides long. RefSeq lists its product as hypothetical. NCBI's taxonomy places the organism in Eukaryota, Fungi, Ascomycota, Dothideomycetes, Pleosporales, Pleosporaceae. The transcript is spliced from 2 exons. Bases 1 to 837 code for a protein of 278 amino acids. The record is from RefSeq and is a predicted model, not a curated record.
AUGGAAGGAAAAACUCUGGUUGAAAAGUGGUACGAUGCCCACGCCAAAGCUGAGGAGCAUCGCUUGGACGAAGGACGCCUGGAGUUUGAAGUGACCAAGCGGGUUAUCAAUUCCUGCUUGUCUACGUUGGGUUUGCGGCGAGCGAAGAUCUUAGACAUCGGUGGUGGACCCGGCAGAUAUGCCAUCACACUAGCAAACCAAGGCCAUCAAGUCACGCUUAACGAUCUCUCAGAAAAGAACCUAGACAUUGCACGAAAAAACGCAGAAAAAGAAGCCGUCCACCUCAACGCCAUCAUCCACGCAAACGCACUCGACAUCCCCCAGCACCCCCUCCUCAAAACCUCCCAUGCCUCCUUCGACAUAGUCCUCUGUCUCGGCCCUUUAUACCACCUCACCGCGCCCGCAGACCGAGCAUGCGUGAUACGAAAUUGCAUCGAAAUGGCCAAACCCGGCGGCUACAUCCUGCUCGCCUACGUAACAAUCUACGCCCACCUCCGCGAUCUAGCAGUGCGCGAACCCGCGCGUCUCGCGCGUGAGUGGCAGUUUUAUAGCCAGUACUUGCAAAGUGGGGAGUACACUCGCAAUCCGGCUACGGCGUCUUUUCAUGUGCAGCCUGCAGGUUUGCUAGAUGAGUUUGCGGCGUUCCGAGGCGAAGUGGGUAUGGAGAGGGUGGUGGGUUGUGAGGGGUUUCUGGGGUCGGGGGGUGCGAAGGGGUUUGCGGGUUUGAGUGAGGGGGAGAUGGAGAGGUGGGUGGAUGUUGUGAUGUUGAGUGCGGAGCGGGUGGAGACGAGCGGUUGUGCGGAUCAUUUGGUUGUGGUUCUGCGUAAGGGGACUUGA